Messenger RNA from Brenthis ino (lesser marbled fritillary), 741 nucleotides. Lineage: Eukaryota; Metazoa; Arthropoda; Insecta; Lepidoptera; Nymphalidae. The record is from the annotation of a GenBank genome assembly.
AUGCGAUGGAGUGAAGCAAUAACGCUUGAAUUUGUGAAAAUUUAUUUGAAGCACGAAUGUUUAUGGAAUCCAAGUCACCCCGGUUAUAAAUUGAAGUACCAAAGGGAUAAGGCCUAUGUCGAUAUUUGUAAUGAAUUUAAAGAUUCCACCACCAAAUGUCUAUCGGUCCCAGAAGUAAAGAUGAAAAUCAAAAAUUUAAGAACAACUUACGUUCAACAAGUACACAAAAUAUUGCAAAAAUCGAGUCCUGAUUCAAUAUUUGAACCAUCAUUGGUUUGGUUUCACGAAAUGGAUCGAUGUCUGAAACACAUUCCAACUAAUCGACAUAUUAUAUCGUCUUUUCAGGCCCCAGAUACUGCUGACUUGGAAGCAUCCUGUCAAAUAUGGGUUGAUCAAGAAUUAAAAAAUGAUACUAAUAGCCAAAAUCCAGACCCUCUUAUUUCUAAUUCUGAAGAUGACUAUGACUCUCCGAAGACAGAAGAUUCAUUAAGUCCAAUUAAAAGAGAUAAACCAUUAGCCUCUAUUCUAAAUAGAAAAAAUAAAAAGAAAAAAUUAAAGCACAGACCCACCCACAACUAUGCCAAGGAUAAAUUUGAAUUUGUAAAAGAAGACGAAUUUGAUAUAUAUGGCAAAUACAUAGCAUCACAAUUGAGAAAAAUGGAUCUACAAAAAGCAAUUAGGCUUCAAUUAGAAAUUCAAAGUAUACUGAGUGAAGCUAGGAUAGCAGACAUAUCUAGUGAU